Xenopus laevis (African clawed frog) is the source of this 5080-nucleotide messenger RNA. It is a transcript of the gene dclk2.L, whose product is annotated as serine/threonine-protein kinase DCLK2. Bases 650 to 2884 code for a protein of 744 amino acids. Gene Ontology annotation, cellular component: cytoskeleton. Gene Ontology annotation, biological process: intracellular signal transduction; central nervous system development. The transcript has 17 exons. Lineage: Eukaryota; Metazoa; Chordata; Amphibia; Anura; Pipidae. The record is from RefSeq and is a predicted model, not a curated record. Gene Ontology annotation, molecular function: ATP binding; nucleotide binding; protein kinase activity.
ACAGUGUAUCCCUAUGACUGCGGUACAACUGGAACCUUUUGCAGAAGAGUCAGUGACGUCAGAGGGCGUGGCCUAGAUGCUCUUUGGGUUCUCCUACACAGCUGAAAAAGGACCAAUCGUGUGGCGGGGGUGUUGGUUGCUGCCACAAUCGGCGUUAUCUGCAUAUGAAGCGGCGUUAUCGUGCUGGAAGCGGCUCUUGCUGAAAGGCCAACUGGUUUCCCUAUUGUGGGCGGCUGCCGGGUUGUGCGACUCAAGAGGCAAUUUUAAAGCGGUGUCCGAGCUGAGUAGAAAUUCCAUGCGUCCCUGGCAAAAGGAAGAGCCAUUGAUAUAAGUGCCACUGUGAGAGGCUGAGGGCAGGAAGCAGAGUGAGCGAGGCAUGAGGAUUGGGCUCCAGCCUUAUGUGAAGGGAACGCUCUCGUAUCCGCAAGGAAUAAGCAGCAGGGGGGAUGCUGCUCCCUGAAAGGACUCAAGGGGGUGUGCCAUUGAAUUGUGCGGGGGUGAGCCCGGCGCUGAACAUCUCUCAGCUGUACCACAUGCCUGUCACAAUCCCAGCGCUUUAAUUGAUUGUAUCGUUCCGUCACCGCCGCAGCGUUUGCUGGGAUAGCGUCCGCUAGUGAGUGAGCUCGCCCAGGCUCUGACAUACGUGACAAUGGCGAGCGCCCGGAGCAUCGAGCUGGAGCACUUCGAGGAAAGGAACAAAAAGCAGAGACAGUCCCGGGGGGGUCGCGGAGGGCAAAGCACAAGCUCUAGCGGCUCUGGGCAAAGGGGCAAUCACGGCCUCAUUCCCAGCCCCGCGCACAGCGCCCACUGCAGCUUCUACCGCACCCGCACCCUGCAGGCGCUCAGCUCGGAAAGGAAGGCCAAGAAGGUGCGAUUCUACCGCAACGGAGACCGCUACUUUAAGGGCUUACCCUACGCCGUGUCCGCGGAGCGUUUCAGGUCUUUGGAUGCUCUGCUCAUUGAACUCACCCGCUCGCUUAGCGACAAUGUCAGCCUCCCGCAGGGGGUGCGCUGUAUCUAUACACUGGAUGGCACCAAGAAGAUUGGCAGUUUGGAGGAGCUGCAGGAAGGUGAAAGUUAUGUCUGUGCCUCGAACGAGCCAUUUCGCAAAGUGGAUUAUAAUAGAAAUGUCAGUCCGAACUGGUCUGUAAAUGUAAGAACUGGAUCUGGUCGAUCUCUGUCUGCUUUAAUGACUUUGAAAAACGAGAUGAAAGAGAGCAAAGAUUACAUCAAACCCAAGCUGGUCACUGUUAUUCGAAGUGGGUCGAAGCCCCGCAAAGCUGUGAGAAUCCUUCUAAAUAAGAAGACAGCCCAUUCCUUUGAACAGGUCCUCACAGACAUCACAGAAGCUAUAAAACUAGAUUCUGGGGUUGUCAAGAGAUUGUGUACUCUAGAUGGAAAACAGGUAACAGGUCUGCAGGAUUUCUUUGGAGAGGAUGAUGUUUUUAUUGCCUGUGGCCCAGAUAAAUACCGUUAUGCGCAGGAUGACUUUGUUCUGGAUCAUGAGUGUAGGGUCUUGAAAACAGCAUAUUCACGUACUCCAAGACAGCCAGGUUCCAAAAGUCCUGGGGCAUCACGGCGCAGUAAAUCCCCUGCAGCAGUAAGGAGGGGUGGCCACUAUUACAGCACAAAAUCUCCAGUCAAUGGAACACCCAGUAGCCAGUUAUCCACCCCAAAAUCUACAAAAUCCUCCUGUUCAUCUCCAACCAGCCCAGGCAGCUUCCGAGGCCUAAAGCUUCCACCACAUUGCGGAUCCACGUCAAAUGUGAAUGGUCUAACGGAACUACUCAAUAGUCCAGAAGGACUUAAUGGAAAUAAAUUCAUUGAUGCCUCCAUAAUACUUGAGAAAUAUAAAAUAGGAAAAGUGAUUGGAGAUGGGAAUUUUGCUGUUGUAAAAGAAUGUGUGGAGAGAUCAACUGGAAAAGAAUUUGCUUUGAAAAUUAUAGACAAGGCAAAAUGCUGUGGGAAGGAGCAUUUAAUAGAAAAUGAAGUGUCAAUAUUGCGCCAGGUUAAACAUCCAAAUAUCAUAAUGCUUAUUGAAGAAAUGGACACCACCACAGAACUUUAUCUAGUAAUGGAACUAGUAAAGGGUGGCGAUUUAUUUGAUGCAAUUACAUCUUCAACAAAGUACACUGAACGGGAUGCUAGCGCAAUGGUGUACAAUCUUGCCAGUGCUAUGAAGUAUCUGCAUAGCCUGAACAUUGUCCAUAGAGAUAUUAAACCUGAGAACCUCCUGGUGUGUGAAUAUCUGGAUAAAACCAAAUCACUAAAACUUGGAGAUUUUGGCUUGGCCACUGUGGUUGAUGGGCCACUCUACACUGUCUGUGGCACACCUACAUAUGUUGCACCAGAGAUCAUUGCAGAAACGGGGUAUGGUUUAAAAGUGGACAUCUGGGCAGCGGGAGUGAUAACGUAUAUCUUGCUUUGUGGUUUUCCGCCUUUCCGCAGUGAGAAUAACCUUCAGGAAGAUCUUUUUGAUCAGAUACUUAUUGGGAAACUGGAGUUCCCCUCCCCUUAUUGGGAUAAUAUCACUGACUUGGCAAAGGAACUGAUUAGUUGUAUGCUACAGGUAAACGUAGAAGAACGAUAUACAGCUGAGCAAAUUCUCUCACAUCCCUGGGUGUCUGAUGAUGCAUCACAGGGAAAUAAUAUGCAGGUCGAGGUGACAGGUAAACUGAAACAGCAUUUCAACUCUCUACCUAAAGAGACCAACACUACAGCUGCAGUGUCUGUGAUCAUGAACACAGCUCUUGACAAGGAGAUGCAGAUCAUCUGUGUGAAAUGCUAUCCGGACACUGGCCGCAAUGACCUAAAGAAAACCUUUAAGGUGACUACAUCGUCUCAAGAUCUUCACCUUGUUCCAGGAGCCACAGACCUGCUGUGAUAAAUUUGAGCCUGUGAAAAUCGCUUUCUCUUGCCAGAUGUAUGUUGGGCAGCGGCACAGCCCAAGUAGUUGACUAAUGACCAAAAUCAGCAAGAUUAUACUUACAAAACCUGCCCUUGUAUGACUUUUCUGCUAUAUAUUUCAUUCAUUAAUGGAUGAUCUUUAUUAUUUCUGCCAUCUCUUGCAGAGUCUUGUAUAUUCAAAGCUAGUGUCUGAGACCCAACAUUAUCCAGUAGAUCACAUUCAGGACCACAUUCCAAGGAUAUUUUAAAAAAAGACUGUGCUUUAUAAAAGGUGUAACUUUUUUUUAAGUUAUCAAACUAGGUAACUACUGCUUGUCUACUGAUUUGCUACUAGAAUAGAAGCAAUGGUUUGCGGUUAGAGGGUUUCCACACUUUAAUGUGGCAAAUAGCUUUUACAGUUUCAGGUCAGGCAGUAAUGUUAGAACUGAUUUGCAGUUAUAGGGUAAAUAACAUACACUCACAAAAAUAAAUAUAUAUAAAUUUGAAUGUUGAAAAAAAUCCUAUAUUUUCAUAGCCUGCAUAUGAAAAAGUCUUCUGGUUCAGAAAAGGAUGGAGGGUUAAAUUGUACUUUGUAUCUGCUUGGCCAGAUGGCAAGUUUGCCAGAACAAAGGCAGAAAAAAAAGAUGAUUUUAGAAGUAAUAAAACACUCAGUUCAGUGACUCUCUCUCCUAAUUAAUUAUAUCUGUAUCAACUAGCUUACUAAAUAGAAAACUAGUUAAGAAUGCUAGACAACAUGUGCGUGCUGAAAGGCAAAGUCUUGAUGUGUUUGGCACAUUCAUACUGGAGGCAGUCGGUGUGUUUGGCACAUUCAGACCAGGCUAUGUAAUAUCAAAGGGUGGAAUUCAUUUGUUGGCACAUACACAUGCCAGUAAUCAUUCCUUUUUCAAAACACAUAGAAAAAUUCAUCUUCAGAUGUCGAUGAAGCUGAAGCAUUGCUGCUUCUUUAAAAAGACAAAUGUUUGUUUCCUCUCUGUGAGUGCGUGUGUUAUUUAUUUAAUGCUAAAUGAUGUUUUUUGGGAGUUUAUAUACAAAGUAGUUUUUUGGCUUCUUUGCAGAAGUAUUAUGGGGUUACACAGUUUCCCUGUUAAAAUGACUAUUCAGUAGUGCAGCAGAGUUACUCCAUCCAUCCAUUAAUUGUACAGUGGGUUAGUGCUUGCCUCUCUGUCUCAGAAUGGAUGAGCAGCUGCAUGUUGUAACAAUCAUAUACAAGAGAGAACUUCUGCGGUUUUAUCCAGCAAUAUACGGUAUUUGUCCUUCUUUCACGAGGAGCAGUGAGAUGUUGAUAAUGGGGAUUGUCUUAAUUUCAGUAGACAAUUGGAACUGAAGCUAUAAAUUGCAAUGACUGUAUUUUUUAACAUCUAACUGUAUUCCUCGGCCAGAACAAUGGUUACCAUGUACAACUAGUGGCCUGCCUUUAUACUUAAUAAUGAAAUAAUAGAUAAAGUGCAUGCUUUGUCCUGUUUUUAGGACAGUUAAAAGGAGGCGUAUGACACACUCGCUGUUUGUACACAGUAUCAAAAGUGAACUGAAUGUGCCAUUCUAGGGCUGCUUUGAGCAAAUACUUGCUAACCGCACAGAUUUGCUGUGACUCUUUGAUUUCCAAACUGCAAAUCUGACGUCCUACCCCAGUAUGUUUUUCUUUUGUACCACUCAAGGUUCAUAUAUGCAGGCAAAUAUCCGCAUGCUUCUUAUUUGUUUCAGGUUAUUGGACGUGCCUGUGUGAAUGUUUUAACAAAAUAAUUAUUUGGUGACAAAUAGAAGGCUUCAGUGCCUACUUAUAAUGGGGUGUUGCAACUCACCAAGAACAUUUGAGUGCAGAAAUUAGAAUAGAUAACAUCUUUAACUUUUUCAUUAAGUCUAACCACCAACCCCCAUAUGUAAUAAAAACUACUAAAUUUGCCCAGGAGCUUUAAUCCAUAGCAACUAAUAAGAUGUUUGACCAGUGAAUGCCACCAGCUUAGUAUAUUGAUCCUGGAUUUUCUUUUCUUGUUGAUCUGCAGUUAUUCUUACCUUAAUGAUGGACCCUAACCUACCACUGAGUUUACCAGCUAGCUGCUGUCAUUCUCUAGGGGUCCCCAACCUUUUUAACCCGUGAGCCACAUUCAAAUGUAAAAAGAGUUGGGGAGCAACACUGACAUAAAAAGUCCCUUUGGGUGCCAAAUAAGGGCUGUGA